Messenger RNA from Adineta ricciae, 447 nucleotides. NCBI's taxonomy places the organism in Eukaryota, Metazoa, Rotifera, Eurotatoria, Adinetida, Adinetidae. The record is from the annotation of a GenBank genome assembly.
AUGGCUUCAUUAAUUCAAUUAGAUGAAUUAUCGACAACACAAACUGAGCGUUGUACAGAUUGUGACAGCGAUAAGAAGAUAGAAUCAAAACAAGAUUCUCAAGUGCAACGGCAACGAUCAAUGAAACGUUGUAUUGAAUCAUUAUCACAUGCUGUGCAGUGUAAACAGACUAAUUGCAUAAAUCGGUCUUGUUUUCGUUAUAAACGUGUUAUACAACAUACGAAACAUUGUAAAGGAAAGAAUAGUCAAUGUAAUGUAUGUAAACAAAUGAUAUUUCUUUGUUGGUAUCAUGCCAAACAUUGUAUGAAAGGAAAUUGUCAGGUACCAUUUUGUACAAGUUUAAAAAUUAAAAUACAAAAACAACGAGAAAUGCAUUCACAAAAAGAUAAAUCGUCUAUGGAAGCGAUGAUACCAUUAGAAUCUGAUGAAGAUGAUGACAUGAAAUAA